CUGGGGUUGAGACGCUGAAACAGAAAAGAUAGUUGAACAGGGUAAGACACAACCUGGUCUACGAGUAGCGCUGAAAAAAUGAAAAUUGAACUAAUCAAGAUUAUUUUUGUGCUAGCUUCUGGCUGGGCGACUUUGGCGAUUUCUGGAAAUGUAAAUGCUGAUCAAGAUAUGUUCUGGGCAGCGCGCGGGAAAAAGGCCUCGCUUGAUGGUAGUUGGCCCGAUAGUGUGCUAGUCGAACCUUUCGUGGCAGCUAUAUUUGAUAAACGAGAUGGAACCUUUUGGGCCGCGAGAGGUAAAAAAUACUCAGCGGACAGUGGCGAAGGUUUGCCUUUUUGGGCGACUAGAGGGAAGAAAGAUGUUUUUAUAGACGACCUCGAAGUACCAUUCUGGGCUGCAAGGGGUAAACGAAGUCCUACAUCCGAUAUGAAAGAAACUGAAGAAGAGGGAAAGAGAAGGGAAAAGCGCUCAUCAGGAAGAGAUACCUCGAUUAUUCACUCUGGCCAACGAUUCCGCAAUCGGCCAGCUCGGCCGGCCUCUCAAGCUGUUGAACCCUUUUGGGCGGCACGUGGAAAGAAAAACUUCAACUUGUCAAAGUAUCCAUUGCUGUAGAAAACUGGCUGGCUUAAACUGUUCUGGGAGGCAGGAAAAUGUAAGCCUAUAUGAAGAUGAUCAAGUACUGUAAUGUUAACGAUCAACCUUGAAAUGCAAGAAAGAAAGAUUUCUUUGUAGAAUAUACCUUCUUCUUUGCAAUUACCAUAAUUUUGGUUCUAAAGCCUCUCAAUAAAAAAUUGGAUUAAUAGCACACCCGUUGGCUAAGAUGUCCCAGCUUCACUAGUCCAAAUAAUGUUGAGUAUCCUAAUCAGAUCAUCCAAACAAUACCUUAACUUUACGAACUAUCUAUUUAAAGGCAGACCCUGUAAUACAUUCGUUAUUCAGACCACUUUACCUCGUUUGUAAUAGAAGACGUAUACCAAUAGCCCUUGAAGAAAAUUGCAGUCUGUAAUUUUGAAAUCUGUUGAAUGAUGAGCUAACGUAUUUGAGCCAUGAAAACACUUAAGAUCUUAAAUACACGUUUACACCUUGAA
Messenger RNA from Daphnia carinata, 1085 nucleotides. RefSeq lists its product as uncharacterized. The transcript is spliced from 3 exons. The coding region runs from base 79 to 609 and encodes 176 amino acids. The record is from RefSeq and is a predicted model, not a curated record. NCBI's taxonomy places the organism in Eukaryota, Metazoa, Arthropoda, Branchiopoda, Diplostraca, Daphniidae.